UUUGAAUUUUGUAUUAGAUUUUUAAAGUUUGCACCUUAAUUUCUGGGUAUAAUUGCUGAAAUAAAAACCUGAAAUGGAGACUAAAGUUCAUAGGUUUAGGUAUUAUAAUCCUAAACCAGAAUCAAUUGUUUGUGUUUCACAUAAUAAAAGCAACAAAAAACUAGCUUUGGCUAGAAAGAAUGCGUCAAUUGAAAUAUGGGACAUAAAGCAUGCUCCAUUCCUCUUACAAUUUAUACCAGGUGCUGAAAAUGCUUCUAUUGAAGCUUUAGGUUGGGUGAAUGAUAGACUUCUAUCAACUGGUCUUGGAGGUGCAUUAUUGGAAUGGGAUCUUGAUACUCGUUGUAUAAAGAAAACUGUUAUGCUCACUGGUUAUGCAGCUUGGUGUUUAGAUGUUAAUCACAACAAUACAGCAGUUGCAGUUGGGACAGAGCAAGGCUAUGUUAAUAUCUAUUCAGUUGAAAAUGACGAUAUAGUUUAUCAAAAGCUGUUUGACAAACAAGAAGGUAGAAUACUGUGCUGUAAAUUUGAUAAGACUGGCAAUGUUCUUGUGACAGGUUCUAUUGACACUAUCAGAGUAUGGAAUGUAGAUUCAGGACAUGCAACUUGUCGGAUUUCUUGUAAAAGAAGAGGGAAGGAGGUUAUAGUAUGGAGUGUUGGAAUAUUGUCUGAUAAUGUUAUUGUUGCUGGCGAUAGUCAUGGUAGACUCAGUUUUUGGGAUAGUGUAAUGGGAGAUCAGAUUGAGUCAUUUGCAACACAGAGAGCAGAUAUAUUAUCUGUGGCAAUAUCAGAUGAUGAAAAAUCACUAUACUGCAGUGGCAUAGACCCAAUAAUAACAAUGUAUGUUAAAGUUGACAAUACUGGUGACCAGUCUGGAAUACAAUGGGUCAAAAAUAUACAAAGAAAUAUUCAUGAACAUGAUGUGAGAGGACUUGUCAUUAGCGGUGAAAGGUUAAUAUCAGUGGGGGCAGAUGGAUAUUUAACACUGUCUAGUUACCCACCAAAAAAAGUUAUGAGAAUCCCACCUAUGAUACCCAGCCCUCGUACAGCAUUUUGUGCCCUGAAAAAAUCACUCCUACUUAGGUAUAGUAAUCACUUGGAAGUGUGGCAACUCGGAUCAUAUGCACGAGACGAUAGCGGCCAAAUAAUAGUUGACAGUAACAUCAAAGAAGAAACCCAAAUAAAGAAAUCAGGGGACUUAGAGAAUGAUACAACUCUCUUCCAUAUCAACAACCAACAAAAGGAAAGAAGCUUAAAAGUAACUGAAGAACCCAUUAAACUAGUUUCGAUACAAACAAAAUCAAAGAAACAAAUUGUAUGCUCUGAAAUGUCGCCAAAUGGAGAUGUCAUUGUGUAUUCUACAGAGAGUGAUAUAAGAAUGCUAAAAUUGGAUGAAGACCAGGGUAAUAUUUCGUUAAGCAAAGUCAUUAUAAAUGGUGUGAAGGCGUGCGAUCGAAUUGUUUUCACAGAAGAUUCUAAAAAAAUGAUUGUGCAUCAUAAUUCAGAGCUGUUCCUUCUUCAAGUAGACCCUGAUGCUGGGGCCUCUGUUACACACGCUGUAUCAACUGUUAAACAUUUAAAAGGCAAACCCAUCCUUCAUCUAGUGAUAUCUGAAAAGUACCCACAAGGUUAUAUUCUGGCUAUAGCCAAUGUUAAAGGUGAUAUAUCAGUGUGGGGGCUGAAGAAUAAAAAAUUGUGUCACAUGUAUGAUGUGCCGAAACACACUUGUAUACCAUCCAGUAUGGCGAUAAUAAACGGCCUACUUGUGAUAGCUUAUGUUGACCAAAAGGUGAUAGAAUACGACAUAAUGAAGGAAAAGAUGUGGAGUUGGCCCCAACACGGCAGCGUGCCAUACUGGGCGAGCCGCAACAUGGCCGCCAAGACGAUAAGCAAACAUCCCGCGAGAAACGCGUAUGUUUUUACCGAUGAGGUGUCCCUUUGGGCGGUGGAAAAAACUGCUAGCCAGUCCGUCGAACCAAACAAAAAAAAGCUUCCAAUGAAAAAUAACGACAGAUUAGGGGUCAAUGUGAUGCCAGUUAAGUAUUUGGCGGGAUUCCACUGGAUAGCGGAAGACGAAGCAGUGAUCGUAGAAGUACUGCCAGAGAACAUAAUUAUGCAAUUACCUCCAGUUAUGGUUACUAAGAGACACAAUAUAUCAACAAAAAUAUAACAUUUUCAUUCAAAAUUA
Molecule: messenger RNA, 2185 nt
Organism: Colias croceus (clouded yellow)
Lineage: Eukaryota; Metazoa; Arthropoda; Insecta; Lepidoptera; Pieridae
Gene: l(3)72Dn
Product: U3 small nucleolar RNA-associated protein 4 homolog
Exons: 11
Coding region: 74-2167 (697 amino acids)
Biological process (GO): maturation of SSU-rRNA from tricistronic rRNA transcript (SSU-rRNA, 5.8S rRNA, LSU-rRNA)
Cellular component (GO): small-subunit processome; 90S preribosome; t-UTP complex
Molecular function (GO): protein binding; RNA binding
Source: RefSeq, a predicted model, not a curated record